Phaedon cochleariae (mustard beetle) is the source of this 843-nucleotide messenger RNA. The record is from the annotation of a GenBank genome assembly. NCBI's taxonomy places the organism in Eukaryota, Metazoa, Arthropoda, Insecta, Coleoptera, Chrysomelidae.
AUGACUGAGGAUAUUGGUAAGCCUCCUCCCAAGCAGUAUGAUUAUCUGCUGAAAUUCCUUUUGGUGGGUGACAGUGAUGUGGGUAAACAAGAAAUCCUAUCUGAUCUUGAUGAUGGAUCUUCAGAGAGCCCCUUCUGUGGUCACAGUGGAAAGUCAUACAAAACAACCACCAUUUUACUUGAUGGCAAAAGGGUGAAACUACAAUUAUGGGACACCUCUGGUCAAGGUCGUUUUUGUACCAUAAUUCGCAGCUAUUCUAGGGGAGCACAAGGUGUUCUCCUUGUAUAUGAUAUCACCAACCGAUGGUCCUUUGAUGGACUGGAUCGCUGGUUGAAAGAGGUGGAUGAGCAUGCUCCUGGGGUGCCCAAAGUGCUUGUAGGCAACCGUUUGCACCUAGCAUUCAACAGGAAGGUGGGCCAAAGAGAUGCUCAAGUGUAUGCUGACAAGCACAGCAUGGCCUUUUUUGAAGUGUCCCCCCUAUGUAACUUCAACAUACAUGAGAGCUUCUGUGAGCUCUCCAGAAUGGCCUUGAGGAGAAAUGGCUUGGAGAGAUUGUGGAGGUCCAAUAAAGUGCUGAGCCUGCAAGAACUGUGCUGCCGAGCGAUCGUGGCGCGGACGACCGUCUACAGCAUCGAGCAGCUGCCUCUGCCCACCUGCGUCAAGUCCCAUCUGAAAUCGUACGCGCUGACCUCUUCGUCCGCCCAAUGGCGACACACCAUCGGCCAGAAGAAGAGCGCGGGCGGGCGCAAGUUGCGCUUCCCCAGCACGCCCACCACUCCGGGCGGCGCCACCGUCGAUUCCCGGACCAGCUGCGUGCCUCGCAACAGUUGCACCGUAUCUUGA